GCCCACCAAAGCCGAUUCACAAAACUAGUCGGAGGCUGAGAGGAUGAAAAGAGUGCGCAACCUUGCCCUCCGUCCACAAACUUCAUCCACAGGAAGUGGCUUGUGCACGUGUGCGCGCUCCCGGCAAAGUAAUAAUGCUUGCACAAAGGCUCUCGAGGUCCCUCGGAGAGAGGGCGAAGGUGUGACGAUCAAUAUCAAGUCGUGUUUAUCAGCACGUCGAUGUCGUCAUGGAUCGUCUCUACGUUGUCGACAGAAAUCUGUCCUGAGAAGGCCAACGACAACAGUUCAAAUUAGUAGCGGCAGUAACAGUAUUUGUAACGCCAGUAGCAGUAGCAGCAGCGGCGGUUGCGGCGGCUGCGGCGGCUGCGGCGGCUGUGGCGGCUGCGGCGGUAGCAUCGCCGGGAUGCCAGCGGACGUGGCGCAGCCACCAAGGACGGCAGGAAGCAUCGGUUCUUCGGACCAGCAGAGCUCGAGUUCGUCAUCGCUGCGCCUCGGAGACGAGCGCGACAUGAAGAGUUUACCGCCCUCCUCUUCCCUCACCGGCAUAUAUCUGCGGAGAUUAAGGAGGCGUAGCGAAUACACUGAAACUGGAAGCAUCGGCUAUGGAUCGUCCGCACCUCUGGAAUCCGAGAGCUCGUAUUCCUCGCAUCCGGGUUACCCGACAAAGCCCAGUCAGCCCAAGUCGCCUUGUAAUGAGCUGCAUACAAUUCACCUUCAGCAAUACCAGCAGCAUCAUAGCAAUCAGAACCAACAGACAGCGAGUCCGGGUAGCGCAAGGCAGUUAUCAUCAACGCCGAGUUCGAGGGCCUAUGUGGAUCUUUCUUUAUCAACGAAAUUACCCGGAUGUGCUGCUGUAUCUUUAACUACCUCGAGUAGUAAUGAUAAUCGAAGGUUGGCUAAGACCAUAACAGGUGCCAUUAAAAGCAGGACCAUCGCCUUGUCGGCAGCAUCUUCUACGACCAUGAAAAUUGGCUCCUUAUCGACCGAGGCUGAGACUAGCUACGUCAUCGACUCCGAAAUGGGCAAUGUUUACUUAAAAGGACAACUGCUAGGAAAGGGAGGAUUUGCACGAGUGUAUCUCAUUACUGAAGUCGCAACAAAAAAACAAUAUGCUUGUAAAAUUAUUUCAAAACAUCAAAUGCAAAAAAUCCACAUGCAAAAGAUUGCUCGUGAAAUCAUGAUUCACAAGGAAUUGAAUCAUGAAAACGUUGUACAGAUGCAUCAUUACUUUGAAGACAGCUUGAACGUCUAUAUGCUGCUGGAAGCUUGCCCAAAAAAGAGUUUGGUGCAUGUAUUGAAGUACCGAGGUAAAGUCACGGAACCUGAAGCGCGCUAUUAUAUGAAGCAAAUGGUUAAUGGCGUUGCGUAUAUCCAUUCCCAAAAGGUCAUACAUCGCGAUCUCAAGCCUGGCAAUAUGUUCUUGUCUGAAAGAAUGAUCGUCAAAAUCGGAGACUUUGGACUCGCAACCCAACCCGACAACCAAAGACGCAGAGUGACGUUAUGCGGUACUCCGAACUUUAUAGCACCGGAAGUGUUGUUCAAACAUUCCUAUAGUUACGAAGCAGACGUCUGGGCCCUCGGCUGCAUCCUCUAUGCCCUGCUCGUUGGCCAAACACCCUUUGACUCGACCACUUUAAAAGAGACAUACGCGCGCAUUUGCAGCCAUCGUUACAAAGAGCUCGAUGAUACGAUAGCCACGAGUGCCGGCCAGGACCUUGUACGAUGGCUCCUGCAGCCUAUCCCGGAGCUCAGGGCCACUGUCGAGCACGUCAAGAAGCAUCCCUACCUCACCAAGGAGUACGUACCUGCGAGUUUGCCCGAUAGUUGUUGCUAUCAAGUACCCAGACUUUCAUUCGUCGAGAAGACCUCUGCAUUCGAGAGUCUCCCCUCGACUUUCAACUUCUCAUCCGGACACGAUCGCGAUUUUGUGAACGAGCAGGAGCAGGUAAUCCAACAGCACAUGCAGCAACCACAGUCGAGCUCGGGACUGUCACACAAGUCUUCCCAGACCAGCAAGAAGAGCAAGGUCAAGGGCAAAAAGAAGGUGUCGAGCUGGCUAGCGAGCUGGCGUCUGCCCAAGUUGCCGCGCUUCCGUCGCAGGAUCAGCAGUGUUAUGUGUUUGGAGGCGCGAAAAAAGCAACAGCAGCAACAACAAGGGGAUCUGGGCCCAGGACUCGAGGGACCCGCGACACAUAGCCAGCAAAUAAGCAAGGCUCUCGAAGAAUGCCUCGCAGCUACGGGAAAGGGUCCACCAUCCGAAUGCAACCCGCCCCUCGUUCAUGAUUAUGCUCCCCUCUUCGUCACCAAGUGGAUCGACUACUCUAACAAGUACGGCCUGGCCUUUCAACUGUCGGACAAGUCCGUUGGUGUGCUCUUCAACGACAGUACCAAAAUGAGCUACACUUAUGAUAGGAGACGAGUGGAGUAUAUGACAACGGAUGGUGAAAUUAUAAGAUACAAUCGCGAAAGAAAUAUCCCUAUAGAUUUGCAAAAGAAGCUUGACUUACUACGACAUUUUACAGACUAUAUGGAUAAACAUUUAACGGAAGGUGGCGAAAUCACGGAGCACCAAAUCGCCGUGCAGGGUGGUCAGCGACGUGACGCAAGGAAUGCUAACGUACCGAUAAUGCACCGUUGGCUACGCACGAGCAAAACCAUCGUUAUGGAGCUAAAUGUACCCCUCGUUCAAAUGAACUUCCUCGAGGAUCACACGAAACUUAUUGUAUCGCAGCAGCCACGCGGAGGUUACUUUGUCACCUAUAUCGACGGUGAGCGCCGUGCCUCUACUUAUCAACUCGACGAGCUACGCAACAGUGGCUGCAGCCCCGAGCUCCAUGAUAGGCUCCUCUACAUCUACAAAGUCACCAAGGAAUUUGCCGAGCUUGAUACUGCGUAGACUCCCU
Molecule: messenger RNA, 2903 nt
Organism: Ceratosolen solmsi marchali
Lineage: Eukaryota; Metazoa; Arthropoda; Insecta; Hymenoptera; Agaonidae
Product: serine/threonine-protein kinase PLK1
Exons: 10
Coding region: 44-2896 (950 amino acids)
Biological process (GO): mitotic spindle organization; protein phosphorylation
Cellular component (GO): spindle pole; kinetochore; nucleus
Molecular function (GO): ATP binding; protein serine/threonine kinase activity; protein binding
Source: RefSeq, a predicted model, not a curated record